Eremothecium sinecaudum is the source of this 1938-nucleotide messenger RNA. RefSeq names its product Kar9p (gene KAR9). The record is from RefSeq and is a predicted model, not a curated record. Bases 1 to 1938 code for a protein of 645 amino acids. Gene Ontology annotation, cellular component: cell cortex; mating projection tip; spindle pole body. Gene Ontology annotation, biological process: mitotic spindle orientation checkpoint signaling; nuclear migration along microtubule; establishment of spindle localization. The transcript has a single exon. Lineage: Eukaryota; Fungi; Ascomycota; Saccharomycetes; Saccharomycetales; Saccharomycetaceae.
AUGAAAUGCAGACGAAUGGAAAUGACUACGGCUUAUGAGGCACCAGCAGUAAAUACAAUAUUAGCUCCUGGAGCUGAUUCUUUAAAAAAUAUUUUGUUAAAGCUGGAAAAUAAUGAUAUAUCAAUAGAGGGAUUAAGGUGCAUUUUACCUAGCCUCAAGAAUGUACUUCAAGAUGUGGGAGCAUCAUUGGAUGCAUUUCAGAAUGAUGUACCUGUUUCCCUAAUGCUACAGUAUUUUGAUUGGAUAGAUGAAGGCAAAUCACAAUUCUAUCCAUUAUACAGAAGUAUACGCGAUGUGGAACCCACGAUAGAGAAAGUAUUGGAUUUCUUAGAAUCAGUAGGUCUCGAACGGAUGUCAUCAGAAGAUUUGCCGUUAAUUUUUAAUACUGUGGAAGAGAUAGCGGAUAUUCUGAGCAGACAGGUGCCAAUGUUCAAAUCCAUCAAAAUGCUAUUUGAUACCGCAUUAGAAUUUAAUGAAAUCUUUAAAGACAACAUGAAUUCCCUAAUUCAAGAGAUUACCACUAAACUAGUUUGCUGUCGGUCCCUUCGAGAAAGGUGCUCAUCACUAAAAUUAAGUGAUCUCCCAAAUCUAGAUCGAUUACUACUUAUUAUUGUGAACUCUUUUGAGGAACAUCAGAUUCGAAUGCCAACUUUUUCUGAUUAUGAAAAAGAUAUCUACCAAGAGUUUUGUGCUCUGGAGGAAUCUAUUACACCGACUGAAACAUCUUUGAAGGAUGUGCUAGCGGCUCGGAUAAAAGCCUUCAAGGACAGGGCUGUAGUGAAUAAUGAGUACUUGAUAUCACUGUUGAACAGCAAGUACGAAGACAUUUUAAAAAAACAUGACAAUUUAGUUUCUGAAAUAUCAGAUCUUAAAAGGAAUAUAGUUGAUAAGCGCUGGGAAAUCAUAUUUACAAACUUGAAUAUGGAGCUGAAUACUGUAAUUUCAAGCGUUGAGAAAAACCUUUCGAAAAUUGAAAACCCGAGUAUCUCUGCCGAUACGAAAGAACAUUUUAAACUUCAGGUAUGUCAGAAGGGGGAAAUUAUAUCUAAAACAUUCGAUAUUAUUUACAAGGUUCUUGAUGCUUCUAUUUUGUUUGAUCCAGGAAUCUCCGAAGUAACAAAUAAACUCGCUGAUAGGUGGCUGCAGUUAAAAGAUAGUGUAGAUCCAAUUUUCAGCGAGGAAAAGGAUACUGUUGUUGAAUCCAUUGCAAAGGACCUGCAUAACGUGAUCAUCAGCGAAACUUCUCCCACCCUAAAGCCGCUGGAUAGGCCUAAAAGACAAAGUGUAGGAGCAUUUUUGCUCAAGCGUAUGAACAUUAAACCGGUAAUAACUACAGGAAAUACUGAAGAGACUCUUAAUGUGUUUGCUAGUGUAAACAAUAGGCGAUCUUACGUUCAAGAUAUGAAAGCGGAAUGUACUGAGUUGCAAAAUACAGCGCAGCUAAAUUCUCAGACAAUGGGAUACGUAAAUAACAGCAAUAAUAAAGACGUUGAACAAGCGAUAGAAUAUUGGGACUAUGUGGGAAUCAGGAGUAAAUCUGGUCCCUCUGAGUUAUGUGAGAUACGGGGAGCUGAUUACGGCCUUUUAUCAAAUGAAAGUUUGCCUGAAUUUGAUCAUUCAGCUGAGCAGUUAACGAGAACUGCCGAUACCGAUCUUUCCAUAGACAGUGAUAGUUUAACUGGGACUACAGUCGCUUUGAAGAAUGUCAUGACCGCCGAAAGGGAUAUCACUCUAGCGGAAUUAGAAAAAAUCAACUUCUAUUCAAGUUUAGAUUCAAAAAUCCCCAUCAUUCACUAUGAUGGGGAUUGCAAAACAGUUAAGGGGUCGAUAAGAGAUCUAAAUUUAUCCUACGAUCGUGCUUCAACUUCUAUGCAUACUGGACCACCAUCGAAACUAAAAUUGCCGACUCCUAUCAAAGAUUUGCUGAACGUCAGGUAA